UAUAUUCAUCCGCCACCACGGAACUAAAUGGGGUUCUAGUUAUUGAAAAAAUUUAUUCGAUCGUGGUCAGUUUGUUUUCUGCUCUGGUCUGGUGCAGUGGGACAGUGUGCCAUCAAAUACACAUGUAUGAAGGUUAUUUUCGACCAAUUCGUCCACUGUGGCCGGUAUAAAUUGAUUGUGCAUGAGUGGAGAUGGAAGAUAAACAGAACUGCAAGAGUAACCUUUAUCCAUUUCUGAGAACAAUGACAGCUCCAUCAAGCUCUUACAACAAAGAUUUCUUGGUUCAAAAUUUCAAUAACUCAUCAUCUUCUGACUACCAGAGGAGAUUUAAUAGGACACAGCUUCAUGGUAAACGAAAGUGUGCAUCUGAAAGUUUGUUCCAUCCUGUGACAAAACAACAAAUAACAGAAGCAAGAAUUGCAUCUUCCAUGCAAAGGUUAAGUUUACUCAAUGAUGACAAUUCUGCUGCAGUACCAAACACAAACAGAAAUUCUGAUGAAGGAUUUUUUGAAGACAGCGAGAAGUAUGAUUUCAACAUUGAGUCAGAUGAAGAAGAUCUGUCAAGUGAAUCAAACAGUCCUUCUGAACUUCCUGGAUUUAGACUUGCCCCAGGUGUGUUAAAGCAUCUAAAAGAGAAUACGCGAGAUAUUUUACCAAAACAUGUUUUUGAUUCAGUAAAUACAAAUUAUUUGGCAGUCAUACCUUACACACCACCUACCGAUAUUCGUAUAAAUUUCCAUAAGAAGAAAGACGCAACUAAUGAAAAACAAGAAUCAGAAAUUGCGAGUGCUACUGUUGGUGUAUCUCCAAAAGUGAUUUCUGAAAAUGACAAUGAGAUGUUUGCAGCAUGGGAAGAGAUUGAGGAUGUUGACAUGAUCAGUUGAUGAAUUAGCUUGUUUAAGUUCUAGACAAAAUUAUUCUUUAUUAUCAAGGUCUUGAAUGAUUUGCAGGCAACAGGAAGGCUGCAGAGUUAUUGCUGAUGCUACAGCUAGCAACAAAAUGCAAUGUAACCAAGUACAUAAGACAUGGAAGUGAUAGAGACAUGCUUGAAACUUGAGCAAGACAUUUUGCCACUUAUUAUAAAAGGAGUUAAAAUAUUCUAGUGAUUUCUAAUAUUCUAAUUUAUGUUUUUGUAGAAUAAAGUUACACAGAAAAAAGACAAUACUUUUAAAAAAAUAUGCAAUAUAUAGCAGCAUUGAACCUGUA
This is a messenger RNA of Hydractinia symbiolongicarpus, 1206 nucleotides long. RefSeq lists its product as uncharacterized. The record is from RefSeq and is a predicted model, not a curated record. The coding region runs from base 192 to 884 and encodes 230 amino acids. NCBI's taxonomy places the organism in Eukaryota, Metazoa, Cnidaria, Hydrozoa, Anthoathecata, Hydractiniidae. The transcript is spliced from 9 exons.